AAUGAACGUACAUCCUGGCAGCGGCAGGAGUUGCUGCACUGACCGUCACAAUCACCGUCACACCUCCCUCAGAGACAGCCCGCUUUCGCUGCUUCUGAGAGGCCCUCGAAGCGCCCGGGCUACUGCUCCUCACUGAGCUCGUUGGAUCUUCCUCACCCCAUCCAAGAGGCAGGCAUGUCUGCCAAUCCGGGACGGAACGGUGUCUCCCCUCCUCGGCCGUCUGCUUUAUCAAUCCACCAUGGCACCGAUCCUGCCGUUUAACCGACGAUCUAUCUGGGUUGGGACCGGUUCACCUUCACAUUUCUACCCUCGCUUUCCCCAUCGUGUCAUUCCCGGUUGUGUUCCCUCUCUGCCUCUUGCUGCGCGGUGCUCUCGGCGCGGGUUCUGUCGACCGCACUGUCUCCAGCCUUCCCUCGUUUGGUCGUAAGAUAAAACGGUAGCAUUGGAAGGUUAUCGUGCCGUCUCCGACGAUCGAUCGAACCAAAGCAAAUACCAAGAUGCUCGGCUCUUGGGGUCUAAGCCCCAGAUCUACAUCGAGAUGGGCAGCGGCUGCCGCAGCGGCGUCUUUUCUGCUCGUCAGCCACGUCGCACCCCCCGCGACAGCGUUGUACGUGAGCGAAGGCUCCCCAUGCUGGGAUGUCUGUAACGACCCCACCAACACCACCACCUCGGAGAUUGUCUGCAUGGACGCGGCCUACAACGACACCACGACUGGCAAGAACUUCAAGGAUUGCGUCUCGUGUGCGCUCAACAGUACCUACACUGAUCCCAGUGGGUUGGUGACGGACGUGGACUGGGGAUUGUAUAACCUCCGCUAUGCGUUCAGCGCCUGUGUCUACGGUUACCCGGCGGGCGUCGACAGCGUCUCGUCGCAGUGCUUGGUUUCCUGCCAAGGACUAGACAGCGCGAUCGAGUUUGACUUGCUCACUCCGAACGAUAUCAAUCUUCGCGCCUGGUGCUCUACCUCCACGUUUGCCGAUAAUCAGAUAGAAACCUGCGAGUUCUGCUACAACCUGACCGAAACACAAGUGCUUAUGGCCAAUUUCAUCGAAGCCCUCCGCUAUGACUGCCACUUUCCUGUUCCAUCCCAAACAGCCUUCCCGAUCAGCCCGUCGUUGAUUUUUGCCCAGGAACAAUUACCUACCUAUAGCAGCGACCUGCUGGACACGCCCAGCGGGGGCGGGGUGAACUAUAAAUUGGCAACUCUCAUCGGUCUGCCGCUCAUGGGUUUCGUGAUUCUCCUUUUCAUCUUGACUAUCGGCUGUGUACUCGGCAUCAGCUGGUGGCGACGCCAAGAACGUGAGGACGAGGAGUUGCGCCAGUGGAAGGCCAUGGCGGCGGAGAAUCCGUGGAGCGAGUACCCGCCGCCGGAGAUGUACUCGCAGCCGCAGCAGAUCACGCAGUACGGUUCAGGGUUCCAGGUCGUGGAUACUGAUGGUCGCACUCAUGAGGUGGGGUACUCCAAGCAGGUGAUGAUGAAUGUGUCUGAAGAUAAGGGGAAGAGUCCGUCGCAGGAGUAUCCGGGGGAGUUGAAGCUGUGA
Aspergillus neoniger CBS 115656 is the source of this 1541-nucleotide messenger RNA. RefSeq lists its product as uncharacterized. The coding region runs from base 498 to 1541 and encodes 347 amino acids. The record is from RefSeq and is a predicted model, not a curated record. Lineage: Eukaryota; Fungi; Ascomycota; Eurotiomycetes; Eurotiales; Aspergillaceae. The transcript has 3 exons.